GUGACAUGCCCCUCCGUGUAUCUGCAGCCAUCUGUCACUUGUUCGAGACUGUUGAUUCUGAUGUUAAGAUACCCUAAAGUGAGAGGCAAGCCAAGGCAGAGCUGAGCUGAUGUAUCCUGUGUGCUCUCUAGCUCUGACCCUCAGCAGACAUACAUACAUGAACACUGGUGUGUUACAUGGUAAAAGGAUUUUUUUUUUUAAACCACUCCCAACUCCCAAGGUAGGGUUUCUCUGUGUAACAACUCUUGACUGUCCUGGAACUUGCUUUGUAGACUAAACUGGCCUCAAACUCACAGGCAUCUACUUUCUCUGCAUCCAGAGUGCUGGGAUUAAAGGUAUGUGCCACCACACCUAGCUGAAAGGAUUCUUUUCUAAUAGAAAGAUUAAUUUCUAUUUCCAUGUAUAUUAAGUAUGUCAUGUAUGCUAGGGCCCCUAAAGCUGGAGUUAAAGGCAAUUGCAAGACACUUAAUUGCAACCCAAACUGAGGUCCUUUAGGAGAGCAGCAGGUACUCUUAACCCCUGAGCCAUCUAUCAAGCUCUGCCAAAAUAAUUUUUUUAAAGAUUUAUUUAUUAUAUGUAAGUACACUGUAGCUGUCCUCUGAUACUUCAGAAGAGGGCAUCGGAUUUCAUUGCGGAUGGUUGUGAGCCACCAUGUGGUUGCUGGGAUUUGAACUUGGGACCUUCGGAAGAACAGUCGGCACUCUUAACCACUGAGCCAUCUUGCCAGCCCCCAAAAUAAUUUUUUAAAAGAUUAUUUUAUGUGCAUAAGUAUAUGUUCACCAUUGUAUGCUUGGGGCACACACUCAGAAGAGUGUGUUAGGUCCUCUGGAACUGGAGUCUUUCUAUGAUGAUAAGCUACCUCGGAAUUAUUGAACCUGGGCCCUUUGCAAGGGCAACACAUUCUCUUAACCUCAGAGCCCUCUCUAGCCUGCUGGAAAAGGGAUUCUAAUACUAUUGGAAUAGCACUUUGUCACCUUUUGGCAACCAAUUUUGCACAUUGUCACAUAACUGUGUGCAUGUGGUAGUAAACCAGUGAGCAGUUCUUUAGGCCUAAAGCAAGUCUUUGUUGAAUGUGGCUACCUGGGUUGCUUAUAUUUGGGGUAGAAAACCUCAGUCAAGCAUAUUCCACUAAAGCUAAGAAAAUAUGGUGUUGAGAGUUUGGUGCCUCUAGAUCAGAAAUACUUUCCCAUAUUUCAAAUGAGAAUAUCAGAAACUGUACAAACUGUUAUCAUCUAGCCUACCCCACCCUGUGCAGAAGUGUCAACAAGGUGUGGGCAUGGGAAGAGGAGUUUCUGGCACGAGCAGCCUAGGUGUGGGGACCAUUUCCUGAUGAUGCUCAAACAACCCACGGUCUGGAACAGACUGGGAAAGCAGAGUUUGCAGGGAUGCGGCAUCUAGAAGGCAGUUGGUUGUGUUGGUUUGAGCCCAAGAGCAGAUGUGGGGCAAAGGGUGGAAGGCAGUUUGAUGUGUGGGAACGAGGGCUUGAUGUGUAGGAAUGAGGAAAUUUGCUCAGGUUGGGGAGAAGGGAGGUGGGGAGAGGAGGGGGUUGGAGGGAAUGGUUUGCAGGGUUGGGAUUGGCCAGCACACAGAGGAAAGUCUCUUGGGAGGAAGGCAGUUCUCCAGUGCUGCCAGUAGGUGAUAAAAACCAAAGCAAGAGGCUAGCAGUUGGAUUGGUAGCUUCUCUAGGCAGAUGAUAAGAGACUGGCAGUCCUCCUGUGCCCUGUGCCUGGGGGUGAAGAUGUGAGUGACAGUGGCUAGCCCAGGACUUACUGAGAAGGAAGGUCUGUCUGCAGGUUUUACACAUCUGACCCCUGAACUGGAGUGUCUGCUGCCACCCCCUCGUCCUCUGCAGAAAUGUCUGUCACCUACGAUGACUCUGUGGGAGUGGAAGUGUCCAGCGACAGCUUCUGGGAGGUUGGGAACUACAAACGGACUGUGAAGCGGAUUGACGAUGGCCACCGCCUGUGUGGUGACCUCAUGAACUGUCUGCAUGAGCGGGCACGCAUCGAGAAGGCGUAUGCACAGCAGCUCACUGAGUGGGCCCGACGCUGGAGGCAGCUGGUAGAGAAGGGACCACAGUAUGGGACCGUGGAGAAGGCCUGGAUAGCUGUCAUGUCUGAAGCAGAGAGGGUGAGUGAACUGCACCUGGAAGUGAAGGCAUCACUGAUGAAUGAAGACUUUGAGAAGAUCAAGAACUGGCAGAAGGAAGCCUUUCACAAGCAGAUGAUGGGAGGCUUCAAGGAGACCAAAGAAGCAGAGGAUGGCUUUCGGAAGGCCCAGAAGCCCUGGGCCAAGAAGCUGAAAGAGGUGGAAGCGGCAAAGAAGGCGCACCACACAGCGUGCAAAGAGGAGAAGCUGGCCAUCUCCCGGGAAGCCAACAGCAAGGCAGAUCCAUCCCUCAACCCUGAGCAGCUGAAGAAACUGCAAGACAAGAUAGAAAAAUGCAAACAGGACGUUCUAAAGACCAAGGACAAGUAUGAGAAGUCCCUGAAGGAGCUUGAUCAGACCACACCCCAGUACAUGGAGAACAUGGAGCAGGUGUUCGAGCAGUGCCAGCAGUUUGAAGAGAAGCGCCUGCGCUUCUUCCGGGAGGUUCUGCUGGAGGUUCAGAAGCACUUGGAUCUGUCCAAUGUGGCUAGCUAUAAAACCAUUUACCGGGAGCUGGAGCAGAGCAUCAAAGCAGCAGAUGCGGUAGAGGACCUGAGGUGGUUCCGGGCUAACCAUGGGCCAGGCAUGGCUAUGAACUGGCCACAGUUUGAGGAUGAAGAGUGGUCUGCAGAUCUGAAUCGAACUCUCAGCCGGAGAGAGAAGAAGAAGGCUGUUGACGGUGUCACCCUAACAGGGAUCAACCAGACAGGUGACCAGUCUGGACAGAACAAGCCUGGCAGCAACCUUAGUGUCCCGAGCAACCCCGCCCAGUCCACGCAGUUACAGUCCAGCUACAACCCCUUCGAGGACGAGGACGACACGGGCAGCAGCAUCAGUGAGAAGGAGGACAUUAAGGCCAAAAAUGUCAGCAGCUAUGAGAAGACUCAGACUUACCCCACUGACUGGUCUGAUGAUGAGUCUAACAACCCUUUCUCCUCCACGGAUGCCAACGGGGAUUCGAACCCAUUUGAUGAGGACACGACCUCAGGAACAGAAGUGCGAGUUCGGGCCCUCUAUGACUAUGAGGGGCAGGAACAUGAUGAGCUGAGCUUCAAGGCUGGGGAUGAACUGACCAAGAUAGAGGAUGAAGAUGAACAGGGUUGGUGCAAGGGACGUUUAGACAGCGGCCAGGUUGGCCUAUACCCAGCCAACUAUGUCGAGGCUAUCCAGUGACAGCCCAUGGGCAGGCUGGCGGAGAGACGGAAAUGGGCAGUUCAGGAGCUCCGUUAGCCUUGGCCUGGGCAGUGACACCUCUAGUGCCCCCAGCAGCCAUGUAGGCAUCCACUCCACCUGCAAAAGACGAUGGCUCUGUUGUUCUUGGCUUCCUGGUGUGCUUUGAAGGCAGAUGAGCUGGUGAUUUCAUUGGGCACUUGGCCCUUUUCCAAGCACAUCUGGGCAGAUAUAGACACAGGAAGAUAGGGUCCAACAGCGAGAGCCAGGCCCCUCCCCACCCCCACCAGCUCUCUCUAUCAUGGAUCUGCACCUUCUCGCCCUUGUCUCUCCUGAGUCAUGACGGGUCAUACUGAUUCUUGUUCCACUGAUGAUUUUCUCUGAUGAGGUCCUAUCUGCAAGGUCAAUGAGCAGACUUACAUGCCAUCUUCUGAGUAAAGAGUUUGAGGUUUUAAUUUAAAGGCAAUGUACAGCUAUACUUUUUUAUAUGCUCUUCCAGUCAGUUAAAUUAUGGCCUACACUGAUCUGAGAUGUUCUCCACGUGAGCUGUCUUCAUUUCUCUGUGCUAUGUCCAGAUGUGGGGUUGCUGCAGCCGGGGUUCUAUGGCAAGUGCCAGUUGCAGGGCUAACCUUGUGCAACGUUCCCCAACACUUCCACAUACAGAAAUUAUUUUCACUCUAUCCCUGCUUCAGUUUUUGCAGAUUAACAGUUCUAUUAGUGAUUUGGAAAGUUAACAGUAAGAAGACUAACUUUUCAAAACAGUUGCAUCUGUAGAUUAAGAUGCUUUACAUUAGACCGUUGUGUCUCGAUGUAUAUCUGUAUAUAUUAUUUGAUAAUCAGAAAAUCUAUAGAGUUCACCCACUGUUGAAUGAGAGCUGGUGGCUUCUGACAGCAGAUCUGGUCAACUGCUUGAAGCCCAUGGCAUUGAAGCACAGGCACGGCUGGUUAACGGUGCCCACCCAGUUAGGAUGUGGCUCUGGCCUCUGAGUGGAGCUGCUGGGAAGACUGAUUCUCAUUGGCCUGGGCUCCAAGCUCAUGACCGAGCACUGGAAAAGCUCCUAGGACUUGGUAGUAAUCGUAGACUUCACAGUCCCUGUGUCACUCACUGGAGAGCUAGAGGGAGGGGUUCGACACCCUCCACCACACACACACACACACACACACACACACACACAAGUUCCUCCAGUUGCCCUUGUCCUCAGGUGCAGUGGGACUGUUGUGAGCCCCAGGGAUGGGCACAAAGAGGACUUUUAUUUUGUUAGCUCGGACAGUGCAGUGGUGCACAUCAGCAACUUGUAUUUCUUCGGUGUUUGGCACGAGCACUGUCUCGCUGUGGCUGUGUGUCAUGAGAACUUACCAGCAGAAAUCCUUGUUCCUAAGCUACAGAAUGACCAAAAGCUGUCAAGUCCUUAAUGUUUAGAAACUCCUUAAAAUGUAUAGUAUUUUAGAACAACAACAACAAAACUCAAUAAACAGUUGAUCUUGUGUGUUUGACAGUC
Messenger RNA from Mus musculus (house mouse), 4817 nucleotides. It is a transcript of the gene Pacsin2, whose product is annotated as protein kinase C and casein kinase substrate in neurons 2. Bases 1855 to 3321 code for a protein of 488 amino acids. Gene Ontology annotation, molecular function: phosphatidic acid binding; identical protein binding. Gene Ontology annotation, biological process: caveolin-mediated endocytosis; actin cytoskeleton organization; negative regulation of endocytosis. The record is from RefSeq and is a predicted model, not a curated record. Lineage: Eukaryota; Metazoa; Chordata; Mammalia; Rodentia; Muridae. Gene Ontology annotation, cellular component: cytoplasmic vesicle membrane; recycling endosome membrane; early endosome. The transcript is spliced from 12 exons.